AAAAUCUAAAGACAAAGGCGCGUGAUUUUCUCAUUCAAUUUUCACUCGCUCUCAACGGUACAUUUUUCUCUUCUUUUUUUCUCUGCCUUUCUGCAUCAAGCUCUUCAACACUUCAAACCAAUACCUCAAUGGUUUCUCUCACGGAAAAAUCUAGAGUGGGCUCAACCCGAGCCUCUGUGGUCGCUGCUGCCGCCCAAUCUCGCCCAAGCGUGGGUGGUAGGAAGUUCAAGGUAUUUUCGGAAAUGGACCGGACUAAAGCUGGUGAUGGGAAUACGACUUCUGCCAGAGGAACAGUUGCAAAUUCAAGAAGGAGUACCGUGGUGGCUGGCAAAGGGAAUAUUCUUAACAAUACCAGUAAUCCAAAGGCUGGUCUCAAACAGGGUAUGGAUAAAAGUAGUGGCAAAUAUGGUACUUCUGUGAGAAAGGCAUUGGCUGAUGUUAGCAAUGUUGAAGAAAAGUUCACGGCAGCUGUUGGGCAUGCUAACUCAAAAAUGAAGUAAGAAUCAUAUUUAUUGUGGAUAGAAAGAAUGUUAAAGGGAGGUGGUAGUAUUACACUGUUUAAAUAAAACAGUUGCAAGUUAUUUUUGGAUACUUAUUUUGUACAGUUAUAUAAAAAUUUCAUUUAUAUUUAUUCUCACAUAUCAGCUGAUAUAGACUCCAACUAUUGACGUCAUUCUU
Vigna umbellata (rice bean) is the source of this 678-nucleotide messenger RNA. The record is from RefSeq and is a predicted model, not a curated record. NCBI's taxonomy places the organism in Eukaryota, Viridiplantae, Streptophyta, Magnoliopsida, Fabales, Fabaceae.